Cladocopium goreaui is the source of this 5268-nucleotide messenger RNA. The record is from the annotation of a GenBank genome assembly. NCBI's taxonomy places the organism in Eukaryota, Dinophyceae, Suessiales, Symbiodiniaceae.
AUGGACCUUCUCACGGUGGCGGCCACGCACCACUACGCCCGCGCCUUCUUUGUGAACCGCCCGGCCUCACAGCCCUGGGAGCAGUCCCUGAGGAAGCACUUUCGGGAACAAGCCUAUGUGGAUGUGCCACUUUUUCAAUUCCAGGCAGUGAGUCUCCCUGGGGAUUUCGAGUCAGCCAUCAAGGAGACGCAGGUGGCAGAGCAAAAGAUUCGAAAUGUCCAGGCGCAACAGAAGAUGAGACUAAAACGAACUACCUCCCAAAUAAGCCGUCGUACAGCUGCAUUCCUUUUGUCACAGCAAUGUUUCACAGUCACAGCGCAUCAAGCGCGUCAGUCGGCAGCGCAAGCCGCAGCGGGGCAGCAUGCUCGCCCCAGCGCAGCUGCAGCAGGCAUCGGGCAGCAGAAGCGUCGAGCUCGAAGAAGAAAGUGGAGCAUCUUGGUAGCAGCUGGCUGUGAUGAACUAUGGGGAAGUGGGCUUAGGUUUGAGACGGAGGCACGGUGGGCGAUUUGCAUGCUGCCGGGCAUAUGGUAUGAAGGGGUGAUGGCCUGCAAAUUUCCACAACCUGUGCCAACAAGUUGGGAGAUGCUGGGAGAUGUGAUCCAGGCCCAACGUUAUGUGCAAGUCAGGCUCCAAUCGAAAAGUCGAGCCGGGGAAGAAGAGACGCGCAUAGCAGAAUCAGAGGUUGCUAUAGCCACUUACAAACGCUUACAACUUCCAAGUGCCCCAGCCCGAUGGCGCUGCGCAAACAUGGACGACCAGAGGCCGCCUGCUGCGCCGCGCCGGGUGCUGCGGCUCUUGCUGCCGGCGAAGAUUCCGCAGGAUGUGAGGAGCUACUGCAGAGCCUUGGAAGGCGAAGUGGCAGAGGUGACUUUGCAGCCGAUUGAAUCAAUUCAACUCCUGAGCUUAGACCACACCGGCAGCCAACUCAUCGCCGACUUCGUGGUGGCUGGGGCGUGUCCGGUGACGCUGCUGGCAGCCCGUCUUGGGGCGCAACUCGGGCGAGGCUCAGCUCCCGGUGUGCAUUUGCUAGCUGGAGCGCAGGUGCAAUUGGUGAUGCAAAGAAUCAAGGCACCAGCACCAACACCAGCAGCAACAGCAGGACCUCCACCAGACGCAGGACCUCCACCAGACUCGGUCUCAGCAACAUGUCCACCACUGGUGAGGCACUGGCGGCCGCUGCCGGAGCCAUGUCCCGCAGGCGCCUGGGAAAAGCUAAUGCCGUUCCCGAGCGACCAAGAUGAGGUUCAGCCACCUGAGUCGCUGGACUCUUCCGCACAACCGAAGCUCAACGAGGAGGUCCAGCAGUUGCUCCACCUGGCCACAGAGCUCACAGACUGGCGGAAGGCGGCGGCGAGAAGGGCGCCCUUCUCGGCCAUGGAGCUGCGCCUGGAGGAAGCCAAGGUGCUGAACCAUUUCCGCCCCAUGGGACUGCAACUCUUGCAUCGCUUCAGAGAACGCUACGCCCAGAAGCUUCGUGUUUGCGUGCACUUGCAACGCCGCUGGAGGAGUCCUCGGUCCAUGGCUUUAAGGGCCUUGCGCCGGCGUCGCUUUGCACGCUUGCAACUGCAGUCGUGGUUUCGCGGCAUCUUUGGAAGGCGAGCAGCCUACAGGACGUAUCGCGCCCUUCGCGCCUGGGGUCCGCUGGCGCGCGUGGUGCUUGGGCCGCUGCAUUGCCUGCAGCGGACGCGGCUCCGGAUCUGCGCGGCGAUUUGCAUUGCCACCUACUGGCGCGGCAGCUGUGCACGGGCUGAGUUGGCACGACGCCGUGCAGCGCUGCGCAGCCUUCAGGCCGCUCUGCGCGCAGGGCGGCCAAGGUGCCAGCUCAAACAGUUCUGGGCGGCGGCCGUGGUGAUCCAGCCACAUCUUCGGCGUUUCCUACACCGCAGGGCUUUGCAGCGUUUCCGCAAGAUGAAGCUGCGCUUGGCCCAGCUGCGGGAUUUGGCGCAGCAAGUUGUCCGCGACGCCAAUGCAACGCUGACCUCCCGGCCACCGGUGCCAGGGGGGAAGGGAAGUGGCGAGAAGUGGCUUGGCGCAGAAUCCAUUGCGUUGAAAAACAGUGCGGCGAUACAAAGCUUGAAUGCCACACAGCUCUGCGCAGCUGCUGCCUUUGAGAAAGUCUUGGACAUCUUUGGUGGAGAUAGCAACAAAAUGUUGAAGUACAUGAAGGUUCGAGCCAUGCGCGAUCAUCCCGCAGAGAAUUCGGUCUUGGGCAUUCGCGAUUUACGCAGUUCGGCGGAGAAAACUUCGCGGCUGGUCUUGGAGAUGGUCUCUGUUGUGAAAGAGGUCCUGGCCAAGAAUGUUCCUUAUGCGCGCGAAGCCCCCAAGAUUAAUUUCGACCGAGUUUUUCAUACAAAGGCAAAAGCUCGGUCGAAAUUAAUCUUGGAGGCUUCUAGGCUCGACGCCAGUACCAAGAACGGCUGCCCAUUGAAAGCGCAAGCAGCGGAAUGGCAUCAGACGCAUCAACCGAUGGAACUGGAGAACUUGAUGGAUUCCUUGCAACGCCUGGCGCCAGGCGUCGCGUUGGUGGCACUUUGUGCUGCCGGCCGAUUUGCCCUCUCCUUCGUACCUGCCAGCCACAGUGCACCGGCAGUGCAGUUGAGAUCCCGAGUGGCACGUCAUGCCUCCAUGCGUGAUAGUGAAGGAAACAAGGUGCGUGAGCCCAAGACCUUCGACGUCUCAGACGCCUCAUCGGUGGUCAGCAGUGUCACGGUGGAGUACAAGAAGCGACCCUUCGGGGUCUUGGCCUAUGCGCCUAGCACCAGCGGCAAGGGCGCAAUGAUUUGGAAGAUGAGCGAACAAUCCAGGUACCCUGGAGAUCCCCAGGGUCAGGCCUGGGUGGGUGGCGCGCGUCAGUACAUGGCCAUUAAGCGCGUGGGUGGACUCGAUGUGAGCACCUGGGAUUUCUGGGACAUCAUGGACCUGUUGGAUGACAAGAUCUUGGACAACUCGGCCGGCAUCUUCCAGUCCAGCGGCAGCGGCGGCAUGGGCAACCAGCCUGCGGAGCUGCCCGUGGCCGUGGAGUACGCCGUGCUGAGCGAUGCGCAGCCCACGGCUGCCGUCCCGGGCAGCGACAUGGGCGAGGUCAGCCCCGGCAUCGACCGCAGCGAUGACCGCUUCAAGGAUUUGCCAAGGGAUGCCACCAUUAAGGAGUACAAGAUCCCCGUGGCGCCUGCGAACUACCAGAGCCAAGUUGUGGAGAGCCUUCGGGCCUCCGUGAAUUCCAUGCCGGAGCCCGUGGGCCACAACGGACCUCGCUACAUGGGCGCCGGCUCCCUUAACGAAGCCUCCAUCAAACAGAUGUUGGCGAGCUUCAAGAACGGCCAGCUGCUGCCCAUGAAGGAUGCCUACAAGUUGGCCAUCGAUGCCUUCGACAUCUUGGUCAAGGAGAAGACCUUGGGACGCAUCAACGUGCCCGUAGGCAAGAAGGUCACGGUGGUCGGAGAUUUGCAUGGACAGCUCUUUGACUUCGACCACAUGUUGAGCUUGGCAGGCCUGCCUUCGCCUGACAACCAGUUCCUCUUCAACGGAGACUUUGUGGAUCGUGGCCCCUGGAGUGUGGAGGUGAUGUUCACCAUCUUGGCGCUGAAGGUUUGGCAACCCACCGGUGUGGGCAUGAACCGUGGCAACCACGAAGCCGAAAUGGCAAAUCACUUCUAUGGCUUCUUUGGUGAAUUAGAGGUGAAGUACGAGAAGAAGAUGACGGACCUCUUCGCGGAGAUCUUCCGUGCCACGCCGCUGUGCCAUGUGCUGAACAACGAGGUCUUCGUGGUGCACGGUGGCAUCCCAGGACCUGAUCCUCGAGUGUGGUGGAAGGGCAUGGACAACCAGAUCAGCUUCGAUGGACGUCAGAUCCAGAUCAGCCUCUCUGAGAUUGAGAACUCCAACCGCUUCAUGGAGCCCAACCCCGAUGAGAACCCUCUCAUGGUGGACCUGCUGUGGUCUGACCCCAAGGGCAAGGAUGGCUAUGGACCUUCCGGACGCAUGUCUUCAGGCAUCUACUUGUUCGGCCCUGAUGUUUCCAAGAACUUCAUGGAGUACAACGGCCUGAGGAUGACCUUGCGUUCCCACGAAGUGAAGGCCCAGGGCUACCGCUAUGACCACGAGGGUCAAUUUCCCUUGAUCACAGUCUUCUCCGCCCCCAACUACGUGGACAAAGCGGGCAACAUGGCAUCGGUGGCCGUGCUGACCAACGAUGGCAGCAAGUUGGCGGGACCUGAGUUUAUCCAGUACUCCGCUCAGCCCCACCCCGAUGUGCCAUCGGGUGCCUAUGCCGUGGGCGGUCCACUGCAUCCUGAGAACCAAGAUGUGCCUUGCUACACUGGCCACGGCCAAGUCUCCUAUUUUUCUAGCCGGCGCGGACAGCAGAAGCGCUUGGCUGCGCUGGGCGGCAGCUGCUGCUGCUUCUUCUUUCUGCUGCUGUCGGUAGGUACCUUGACACCAUUGCAGUACGGCUUAACGGUGAACCUGAUCACCAAGCAGGUGAACUCGGAUGCCGUCUACGAAGGAGGAAGGCAUUUGAUUGGCCCAUGGAAGAGCUUUCUGGCCUUUCCGUCCACACGGGUGACUGUGUCCUUCGAUAAUAUGAAGGAUUCACAGGGACCGUUGCAAACGCGAACUAAAGACGGAUUGGCGCUCACACUGCAGCUGGCCUUUCAAUACAGGAUUGAAAAGGACCAGUUGGGAAAACUCUUCGCCCUGGCAAACCAACAAUACGAACCCCUCUUCGUGCGCAACGCCCGCGAUGUUCUGCUAAAGGCAGCGGCCGAUUAUGAAGCGAUUCAGUAUUGGCAACAGAGAGAGAAGAUUGGGACGGAGAUGCGCGAUCUCCUGAAUAAACGCUUGGCGCAGGUCUAUGCGACCUGUGGGGGUUUGCAGAUCAUGGUCAUUGAUUUGCCCCCGGAGUUUGAGAAGUCCAUCGUUCAGACCCAGGUGACGGAGCAAAUGCAGCAGACAAGGCAACAUGAGCAGGACGCCAAGCGCAUCACCGCAGACACUGAGGUGCUGAAAGCGGUGUUUACCAGGAACGUGACGGUGACGCGGAAUGGUGCGGAUGCACAUUUCACCCAGGUGGUGGGUGUGGCCAACGCCAUGGCGCAACAACAGCUGCUGGAGGUGGAGGCCCAGGCGAUGGCCAAGGUGCAAGAGCGGCUGAAGUUGAAUCCCGAGCAGAUGGUGGCGUACCAACAGUUUGUAGCCUACCAUUCCCUGGACAAUGCCUCCUUUGUGUAUGGUUUGGGGAGUGCCUUAGUAUCACUUCCCGGCAAGUGA